UCCUCCCUCUCUAUAUCCGUUAAUAAACAUGAACAAGUCGUGAAGCUUCACCAAGGUCAUUUCUCUCGCUCCCUCUGUGCAGCGCUUGGAUUCCGUUCAUAGGGAAGGUUAAAGCUUCAUUAAAUCUACAGAUCGCGAUUUCAACAGACACAGAAUGGGGAAAGUGAACGUCUGUUUGAAGCGGAGUUACAUCACCGUGGCCAGUCUGAUCGGGAUCAUCAGCACUCUGCUGUUGGCAAUCACUCUGUUCAGCCAUGGAUACUUGCACGGACAAGAAGAGUUUUCUCCACAGACGGUCACUGGCCUUCGUGGCAUGUAUGGUCUUUCCCUUGUACCUCUGUUCUUGACCAUCAUUGGUUUGUUUGGCGCCUGCAAAAUGAAGAAAUGGGCACUCAUAUUGUUUACAGUUGGAAUGAUCCUGAUCAGUCUCUACAUGUUUGUGUCUGAAAGUAUCGCACUGGCCAUGAGACCACAGGUGACUAGACUAUUAAGGAGGCAGUACUUGGAGGUGGGACCGCUCGCUAACGCUAGUGAGACUUUUACGUCCCGUCUCAGUGAAGCACAGAUGGAUUUGCAGUGCUGUGGACUGGAUCAGGGCUACAUGGACUGGGGCUACAACAUCCCAGAAACUUGUCUGUGCGCCGAACACUCCACUAAUCCAUGCGUGGCAGCUCCCAGAGACAGCGCAUUGUUUGAGGACAAGUCCCUUGCCCAGCCCAUCAUGAUUUAUAAAGAGCCAUGCCUUCCAUACUUGAUUGCAGAGGAGAUGUUUUACAUUAAUACAGUGUUGGGCGUGAUGCUAGGAUACACAUUUCUCUGGGUUUUGUCAAUAGUGUUGUGUAUUUCCAUCUUGUGUCAGCUGAAUCGGAAGGAAGAUACACCCACUGUGGUCUACAGUCCUGAGGCAAAAGCAGGCAACUACACCACCCUCACAGAACCUGCAGAGGACACCUGAUUUCUCUGUUUUUCCUUUGGCUGCUCUUUACACCAGGGAGGGGUCAUCAUGUCAACGUAUUCAGCUAACUUGAGAAAAGUAAUGGUAUUAAUUGGAUUUGUGCGAGGUUACAUUCUGUAUUUAUACUGUUUAAAUAUAUCAUUGCCAAGUUACAUUUCUACUUCUUUCUUAAAUUUUGUUUGGGUAGGUUUUGUUUGACUCUUUAAACGUUGAACACUUUAUUCAUUUUUGUCGCCCCGAUGUAAAUUAUAGGCUGUGCAAAUAACAAGAAACAGAAGAAACAUACUGUGAAAGGAAAUUCCCUUUUCUUUGAGAUAAUCAGAACGAAUUAUGGAAAACUAAGAUACAUAAGCUAUGAGUUAACUCUGAAUCCAGUUACAGAAUAAAGAGAUCGAGUAAGAAGUGAAGUUUAUUAACUAAGAUGUAGCUCAACACACCAAACACGCUGCAGAAUGAGGUGCACUGUAAGAUAUGAAAGCAGAGUAAAAAAUAAAAUGAGUUUCAGGGGAAAAAAAGCACUGAUGAAGAAAUGACUGCAGAAACAUGGAUGUAUUACAGCUUUGACAAGAAUGUCUGUAUUUUGUGGUUUUGUAGCUUUUUCUGUAUCACAUUGUGCCAAAUUUUAUGUAAACUUUGUUGGUUUUUUUACAUUUUCAAAAAUGUUUUUUCUAAUUUUUGACAUUUAAUUAAAGGAGCUACUGGAGCUA
Lates calcarifer (barramundi perch) is the source of this 1662-nucleotide messenger RNA. Its product is annotated as tetraspanin-8. The transcript is spliced from 9 exons. NCBI's taxonomy places the organism in Eukaryota, Metazoa, Chordata, Actinopteri, Centropomidae. The record is from RefSeq and is a predicted model, not a curated record. Bases 155 to 955 code for a protein of 266 amino acids. Gene Ontology annotation, cellular component: membrane.